Penaeus monodon (black tiger shrimp) is the source of this 1406-nucleotide messenger RNA. RefSeq names its product lariat debranching enzyme A-like (gene ldbr). The transcript is spliced from 7 exons. The record is from RefSeq and is a predicted model, not a curated record. The annotation marks the transcript as partial. Gene Ontology annotation, molecular function: RNA lariat debranching enzyme activity. Gene Ontology annotation, biological process: mRNA splicing, via spliceosome. Gene Ontology annotation, cellular component: nucleus. Lineage: Eukaryota; Metazoa; Arthropoda; Malacostraca; Decapoda; Penaeidae.
UCUGGGUAAACAAGUGGACGGCGGGUCGUGGGACGUCGCUGGGGAAUUUGGGGUUUUCAGCCUUUAUUCGUGUGAUAUUUUCCGUGGGUUCUUGUGAGGAAUAACGACGAGAGGUAGGAUAGAUUGUCGUGAUGCAUAUCGCAAUUGAAGGAUGCUCCCAUGGAGAGCUGGACACCAUUUACAACUCUGUGUCACGACUGGAGCAGAUUCAUGGUUUCAAAGUGGACCUCCUCCUCUGCUGUGGAGAUUUUCAAUCUGUGCGCAACGAGCAGGAUCUGAAGUGCAUGGCCUGUCCAGUCAAAUACAUGGAUAUGCGUGAUUUCUACAAAUAUUAUUCAGGUGAGAAGAAGGCCCCUGUGUUGACCAUAUUCAUCGGGGGCAACCAUGAGGCCUCUAACUACCUUCAGGAAUUCCCCUAUGGUGGGUGGGUUGCCCCUAACAUUUACUACCUGGGAUAUGCAGGUGUGGUCAGAUUCGGAGGGCUGCGAAUUGGGGGCCUUUCAGGGAUUUAUAAGGGCCCAGACUACCUCAAAGGGCACUAUGAGAAGCCACCUUAUACUGGGGAGUCAGUCCGAAGUGUUUAUCAUGUGCGAAACCUUGAGGUCUUUCGGCUAAAGCAGCUUUCAGGUGAGAGCGAUAUUUUCAUGUCCCAUGACUGGCCACGUGGUAUCUAUCAUCACGGGGACAAAGAAAAAUUACUCAAGUGGAAACAGCAUUUCCGUUCUGAAAUAAAGAAUAAUACACUGGGAUCAAGACCUGCGGAAGAACUCUUAAAGAAGAUAAGGCCAAAGUACUGGUUUUCCGGUCAUCUUCAUGUCAAGUUCCCUGCUGUAUUGCGACAUAAGGACGAAAAUACCCACAAAGAGAAGGUGACAAAAUUCUUGGCGUUGGACAAGUGCCUGCCUCGGCGUGACUUCCUACAAGUGAUAGAAGUGCAGAAUGCGGGACCUCUAGAGUUGAGCUAUGAUGCAGAAUGGCUGACUAUUCUACGACUUACCAACCACCUUCUCUCUGUUGGUACACGGACUGUCUACAUGCCUGGGCCGGGAGGGUCCGAGAGAUACCAGUUCACACCUACAAAGGAAGAGAUUGAUGACACUAUCCAGAUGAUGGGAUGCAACCUGAGGGUUCCUCUAGACUUUGUUCCAACAGCACAGUCUUAUGAAAGUAGCCAAGGCAAGCCCAAGAUGGAGCAGGUGAAUAUGCCCCAGCCGCUACUCAACCCACAGACGAUAGCUUUUUGUGAUAAGCUUGGAUUGGAUGAUCCUUUGGCCAUCUUACUUGGAGCCAAGAGAAAAGCUCAGUCAUCACCAAAGUUGUCACCCCCCAGCAGAAGUCUCAAUGACUCGGAGCUUAAUAUUACGCUGGACUCCUCCAAGAUUUCAAACAAUCCAGAUGAGGUUGAG